Penicillium vulpinum is the source of this 354-nucleotide messenger RNA. RefSeq lists its product as uncharacterized. Lineage: Eukaryota; Fungi; Ascomycota; Eurotiomycetes; Eurotiales; Aspergillaceae. The transcript has a single exon. The coding region runs from base 1 to 354 and encodes 117 amino acids. The record is from RefSeq and is a predicted model, not a curated record.
AUGGCACGUCCACCUCAAAACAAGCAUCCAGCAGCAACCUCUACUGAGCUGCCCACUCUACACUGGACCCCGUCUAUCACGCGGUCAAUCACUUCAUACUCCAUGCCUCGCCAAAAAGAGCCCCUAGUGUCGAGCUUUGGCAAUGCCACCGAUGCCACAAAUGACCAAAUCCGCGACUACCACCACCAACUCAAAGCAACUCUCACAAAUAUCCUCAAUGACGACCGAAUGAAGCACAAUCCUAGUGGAAGUCGCUGUGUGCAGAAUAUACUGUUGGAAAACGAGCACGAUAUGCGAAACCAACGAAGACAUUCGCUGAGCUCAUGUACUGCUAAGCGAACGAUGCUAUUUUAG